Tetranychus urticae (two-spotted spider mite) is the source of this 6028-nucleotide messenger RNA. The record is from RefSeq and is a predicted model, not a curated record. NCBI's taxonomy places the organism in Eukaryota, Metazoa, Arthropoda, Arachnida, Trombidiformes, Tetranychidae.
CAUCUUCUUCUCUUUCUUUCUCCUUCAGAUUUCCUCCCUCUUUCUUUUUAUCCUUCUCUUGCCUCAUCAUCAUCAUCAUCUUUCUUAGCCUCUGAAAAGGUAUGCAGGGUGCCCUUGUUAGCCCUGGCCUGGACCAGGCAAAUCUUUCUUCUCUCUCCUCUUUCCCGGUCAGGUUUUAUUCCCUCUCUCUUUAUCUACCUUUGCAUUUUCAUCAUCAUUCACUUCAAUCUUUCUCUUCUUCUCUUCUCUCCUCUUCUCUCUCUUUCUCUUCUAGUUACUUCCAUCAUCAUUUUUAAAUUGCUGAUUCUCUUCAUUUUCAACCAAUAUUCUUCUCAAGAUCCUCUCUUUCUCUCUGAUCAUAGUUAUAUUCUGGUUGAUUUGAUGGUUAUGAGGAGGAGGAGUAUAAUAGUGUUGAUAAUAAUCAUCGGUCUGAUGAUCAAGUUUAUCUGUUUCAUUCAAGUAAUUUUUUCAUUACCAUUGCAUCCAAUCAAUAGGCUCUUCAUCGUUUUUCAUGGUUUACUAUUGUCUUUUCAACGGUGGUCCCUUAUGGAUUCAAGUAAAACCACUUCUCAUGACAAAUGGAUGAAAUGCAUCAUUUUACUUGGUGUGAAAAAGCCAAUUUCUGAUGAAGUAUGUAAAAUCAUUGCUUUUCCUUUCCUCAGAUCUUUCAACUUUUCAAGAAACUUAAAGAUCAAUUAUAAAACUUCCGGUUAUUAACUUAAAGAUCAAAAAGCAACUUAUCAAUGGCUAUCACCUUUGCAGUUUGGAAAUGCCAGACACCAUAAAGAUCACAUAAAAGCAAGGCAUGAUUUAUCAAGUCGAAGCAAGAUGAAGGUUGAAACAAGCCCAUUUUAUUGGAAACAAUUCAAUUGGAAUGUCAUUUCAAGUGUAAACUCAUGUAAUAAUCCAUAGCUUGUAAGUUUUACACCUUAAAUUUUGUGACUCCUGAACUGGAUUACGGACAAUUUAAAAGAAACCAAAAGCCGUCUUAAUUGAGAUCACCACUCAUGAGUCCAAAGAGGAUAUACGAUGAUGCUCCAAAAUAUUUGGUCCCUCCAGAUGAUCCAACCUUAAUCCAAUCUAUCCAGGAAACUCGUGAUUUAUUGGAGAACCAUUUUAAUUCAGUGGAUUUAACCUCACUUUACUUACCUAAUGAUGUUGAUAAAUUACGUUCAUGUGAUUUUGAGGUUCGCCGCUAUUUAUUUCAAACAAAUUUAAAUGUUAACCAAGCCGUUCAAAUGAUCAAGGAUCGAUUAACAUGGAGAAAGGAGAUGUCAUUGGAUACUUUACGAUAUCAAAAAUUUCCAAUUGAAUUUUACCAAUCAGGUGGUAUUUUCGAGUUUAAGCAUGAUAAUGAUGGUGAUCCGGUUUUAUACGUCCGAAGCAAGUUCAAUGUUAACAUUGAAAUAUUGUCUAAACCUUUACGUCAAUUUUUAAUCUUCUUUAUGGAUCAAAUGGAUCAACGAUUUUCUCGGGAACGAUCUUGGGGAUUGGUAUUUGAUGCUCAAGGCUUUGGAUGGCACAAUAUUGACUUUGACUUUCUCCAUCUAAUUAUCAAGAUAUUGAAAUAUUACAUGCCCUGGUCGGUUAAAUAUGUCAUCAUCUACGAGAUUCCCUGGUUUCUUGAAUCAAUCUGGAAAGGAGUUCAACAUUUUAUACCCGAAGAUGGUAAACGUCUAAUCAGGGUUUACAAUAAGAAGACAAUCGGAGAAACAAUUGAUCCAAUGAACAUGCCUCAAGUUAUUGGUGGUUUAUCCAAAGAGAAUCACAUUUUCAUUCCUGAAGGAGUUGAACCAGCAACAGUUAUCGGUAAAAUUGAGCUUGGUUUAAAUGAUGAGGAAGUUAAUCGUAUUAAGAAACAUCUUGCCAAAUUGGAUAAAGAAAUGGGUGAAUUAAUUAAAGUAUGAAAGGAAAAUCAAGAAAAGGAUCAAUUUACUCUCGCAUUUCACUUGUUAACAAUUGUCUUAACUUAUUACAUUUACGUUUGCAAUUGGCUUUUUGCUGUUAUUCAACUCUCAUUUUAUUAAAACAUUUUCUCACACAAAAUGAAAGUAUCCUGACCAAUGACCACAAUAACUGAUGGUUUGACUUUUCAAAAUGAGUAGUCUGACCCAAGGUGAGGUUUCAUUCUGGUUUGGUCAACUUAAUACUUUUGUUUUUUUUCAAUGUUCAAAUAUUUUCAAACUCUUAUUUUAAUAGGUGUGGUGAAAAUUCAUCAAAUUUUGUGAGAAAACUUAAUAGUAACCAUGUAAUUAAUCAUAACUGAUAGUUUAAGGUUGAUUAUUUUUGCUCUCUUUUAUUGAAAAAAUGAACUUUGAUUCUGGUUUCUUUCAAAUCGCAUUGUCAAUUUUCAAAUCAAAUGAUGGUUAAGCAAGGUGUGUUGAUAUGAAAAUGAAAGCGCUUCACUUAACCACACACUAACCAAGAUAAAGCCAAUAUUUUGCAAUGGUUUUUCACAUAAAAAGACCGUUAAAGAUGUAAAACCAAAUCUGCUUUAAGCUCAGAGAUUAUCAUAUCACAAUAAUGAAUUGACAUUGAAGAGGCACAUAAAAACAGUGUUUAUGGUAAAUCAAAUGAUUUUGUCAUUUGAUCGUUUCAAUUAUCAGAAUUGUCCAAUUUGUGCUUGAUAUUUGCACUGAACAAAUGCAAAUAGGAUAUGAGAUUUGUGUCGAUACAAAAUAUUUCAUUACUUAAAGUCUGAUAGUUGAUUAGCUAAUCACAUUAUCAAUACAAUAUUGUGUUGAUACAGAAACGGAAAAUACGUGACAACAAUUCUAGCCAUGUUAACGCCGGUUCUGAUUACUUAUCAGCAAAACAAUUGAGACUUUUUCAUCACAUUCCCCUCUAUUUAAAGGGCUUUUUCACCACUUUUCAAACAUGGUCAGUAUGAACUUUCCAUUAUUAAGAGUUGGUUAGUAAGUGUUGGAUAUUCAUGAAAAAGGGACAAAAAUGGGAAAAAGUCAGUAUUGAAACAUUUUUUACAGAAGUUCAUUAGAAUUUAAUUUUAGCCAAUAAGUGGGAUGAUUUAGUGAGAAAUAUUCGCAAUCAAAGUCUGAUUGAAUUGUUUGGAUCAAUUUAUCCCAAUAUAAGAUACGAAAAUUAUUAGCAACUUGUUUUACGGGUCUUUGUUGUUAUGUACCUUGUUAGCCACUAACCUAUGAUUUGUUUCCCUUUCAACUUACUACAGAACCGUGAACAAUGAACGGAAAAUACUAGAAAUUUAGAUAAAUGGUUAUUUUUUUAAUCUAGUUGAAUUCAAAUUGUUCAAUGGAUCAAAUGAGAUUGAAUAGAUUAUCCACUUUUCUCUGGAUUGAAAUGAAGUUUUUUUUCAAAUCGUUUUUAGUUGCAGUUUGACUUUGACUUCAAUUCUGGGUCUUUAGUAAGAAAAGUGGACUAAAUUCAAUUCAGAAGUUGUUCAUGAUACUCGAUGCAUGUGUUCCAAGUUCCAUAUUUCGUUGAUUUAAUAGUGAAUAUAUUAAUUAUAGUUUGCUUGGGCAGAUUGUCCAUUGAAAACUAAGGUCUCCACAGUUGAUUAGCCAUUUUGAUGAGUCUUUGAUUUGUAAGUAAUUUUUGAAUGGUUUUAAACGUUGAAAGGAAUGAAAUAUCUAACCAUUUAAUGGAACCGUUGGGUGCAUGGAGUAUCUGAUUGGCCUUUGAGUGACUGAAUUAAUGAGAAAAUGGUUGAAUUACAAUUAAAUUUAAUUAAAAAAUAGAGAACCCUUAAAAGGAUAAAAAUUAUAUUCAUAAAUCUUAUCUUGCGCUAUCUGGUGAGCUUACAACUAAAUAAAUAUUUCACGCGAGAAAAGUAAUUGAAACUUGUUAGUGUGAUUAUGUUAAUUAAUUUUAUCCUAACUGUUUAUCAAAUUCAAAUUUAUUCAACAAGUUUAUUUAAACCUGAAAUGUUACAGUUUAAUGAGGUUCUAAUUUUUUCCAAAUUCAUUAGCAAUACUAUGAACAGUGUUCAUUGAACACUGUUGCUUUGGAUGGUGAUGAAAAAAGAAGUGUUUGUAAAUUGUCUUGGAGAUAUUUAUCCACUUACAAUGGAAAUCAAAGUUUACUUGGAAAUGGUUGAAAUUUUCAUAAUUACCAAUUUAAUCAAUUGGCUAACCAGACAUAAUCAUGGAAUAUGGAUUCUUCAUGAUUUGAAACGCUGACUAUUCACUGUCAAUCACACAGAGAAAGCAAUGCCAGAGAAGCUGCUCUAUGAUUAGAGGAGAUGAAAUGUGUAGCUCAUUCAUAAUCAUUUUCCGUUUUUUUUUGCCUGGAAAGAAAUCCAAUUUUAGCAUCACUUUAAAUCCACUCCCUAAAUCCUCAUGACUUUAAUUUCUUCUUCUUUCCUCGUCUUCCACCUCCUCAUGCUUAUCAACAUGAUCUUCGUCUUUAUUUUCAUAUACACAUCUGUAUGUUCAAUUGAUACACAUGAUAUAAACAAAAUUAUUUUUCUAUCUCAAGAUUGUUGACUUGUCUCUGACUCUCGCUAUUUGAAUUACAAUUAACUUCCUCAUCACGAUUCCAAAUAGCAUGUCAACUCCAACAACCAAACUCGAGGUGAAAUUGAAUCCAGAUUGUUGGCGAAUUAUUUGUGAUUUACUUGACUAUCGUUCACUUUUACGUUCUCGUCUGGUUUGCUCUUCUUGGUGUGAAAUGACAACUUCCAUCGUAUACACAACUAAAUCUUCACUGGCCAUUUUUGGUCCCAGUCCAGAGUCACAUCGUCGUCGAAGUCAAUUACCAAUUGGACGUGCAAACUGCAAUUUCAAUCAUCACCAAAUUCAUCCCAAUGAUCGUUUAACCAUUAAAUCCAUCAACAGUUGGUCUCAUUGGAGGUCUCACAGCGAUUCAAUGAUACAUUCUCUAAGCAACUUGUUGCCUUCACUUCGUGUUUUAAUGUUGGAUUGUUUUGGUUUUUGGCUGACAGCUGAUCAAUGGAGGCUACUGGGGAGUUCAUUGACAUUACUUGAACAUUUGAAUGUUCUUAAUUGUACUCGUUUAGACGAAAUUGUCCAUUUUAAAGGCCCACCAUCUUUAGUUCAUUUUGAAAUCCAUCAUUGCUUUUUUGUUGAUCCCAAAAAGAUGGACAAAUUUUUAAUUUCAAACCAGUCAAUCACAUCUUUAAUUUUCCAAGGCUCGGAAGACUUGGAAAUUAAUCUUACUUUUUGCCCAUCUCUCGUUAAUCAAUUGUCAUCAGUUUCUCUAAUUGGCUCGUAUUUGGGAACCACUUUCAUAACCAAUUUAACAUCAACCGUAAGAAGCAAUGCUACUUCAUCAUUGACUGUUCUUCGAGUCUCUUUUGUCACCAACAAGCAAUUGGCAUUAAUAUGUUCGGCAUUGGCUCAUUCAUUGCAAAUCUUUGAAUUCUGGUCUAAUAUCGUUGAGAUACGUAAUCUGAGUGAACUAACAUCUCUUCAACAAUUAACCUUUUCCUGCACUGGAACACGAUCUUCCAAUUUCAAUCAAGACUUGUCCCUGAUGACCCGAGGAACACCCGCUUUAGUGUGUUUAGCCAUAAAAUGUCCAUUCAUUGACGACACUUCAACUUCAAUCAUAUCAAUAAACUGUCCCUCAAUUGUUACAUUACGUUUAAUUGGGUGCAAUUUACGGGAAACAAGUUCUAUUUCUUUGAGACAUUUAACUCGACUCAAAUCAUUGGAAUUUAUUGAAAUAACAAAUACCAAGAUCGAUUGUACUGGUUUAAAUGAAUUCAUCGACAAGAUGAGCUCAACUCGUCUGCUCUCACUUCCAAAUAAUUUUAAUUUGUCGUCAAAUCAUCUCCAACAAUUAUCAUCUAAUUUGCUAAAAACUAGUGCGAUAAUAGAGAUCACAAUGGAUGGUCUUAACCCAGAAUCAUUCAAAAUGAUCAACCAACCCCAAUCAAAUAAACCACCUGAACGUAUUAUUAUCACUGGAGAAGCUAAUUAUGAGCGAUUUAAUUUUGUACUACCAAUGCCAAUGAUACCAAGAAUGUAAACAACCAACGGUGAUAAAUGUAAACAAUUAUAAACGAUAAAUUAUCAUUUUAUUUAACUAA